Molecule: messenger RNA, 3014 nt
Organism: Stomoxys calcitrans (stable fly)
Lineage: Eukaryota; Metazoa; Arthropoda; Insecta; Diptera; Muscidae
Product: probable maleylacetoacetate isomerase 2
Exons: 3
Coding region: 404-1216 (270 amino acids)
Biological process (GO): L-phenylalanine catabolic process; glutathione metabolic process
Cellular component (GO): mitochondrion; cytoplasm
Molecular function (GO): glutathione transferase activity; maleylacetoacetate isomerase activity
Source: RefSeq, a predicted model, not a curated record
AAACAUGUGGUGCUAGUACCUGCCUGUGUUGUGUAGAUUUAAUUUUAUUUGUUGUAUAAACAGAGAACAGGUUCGCUCUAACUAGAAUAUCCAAAAGGGCACACAAGUGGCGGCAACUAGAAUCGAAUACUAGUGACAAUCGGACAGAGCAUUUCUAUCAAGUUUCUCUAAGUAAUGCAUAUUUAAACAACAUCUUAUCGUCGCAAGUAUUGGAAAGAAAAACAAAUGCCCAGUCUCUCUGCUGGCGCUGGGAGAAAUAACAGCAAGAACUAAGCACACAUUUUAUACGACCAAUGUAGAGCCAUUAGACUUGAAAAUCCAGAUAAUUUUGAAUAAAUUAUCAUAUACACAAAUACACACCGCCAUACAGUACGUGUCUUAAGCAAGAUCAGCUACUGGCAAAAUGAAAAACAUAAGUUUCAUGUGGAAUAGAUUAUUUAAAUCUCAGUUGGGAGGUGCAUUCCAAACGAACAAGUUCUUCACACAAAGUUUUAAUCUUCAAACGAAUACUUGUAAAAUGUCCACUGCUAAUACUGUACUUUCUUCUUCCUCCCCGGCAUCUGGUGGCGAUGAAAAGCCAAUACUAUAUUCGUAUUGGCGAAGCUCAUGUUCAUGGCGGGUACGCAUAGCCUUGAACCUUAAGGAGAUACCCUAUGAUAUCAAACCCAUAAGUUUGAUCAAAUCUGGUGGCGAACAACACUGCAAUGAGUAUCGUGAAGUCAAUCCUAUGGAACAAGUGCCGGCAUUGCAAAUUGAUGGCCAUACUUUAAUUGAAUCUGUGGCUAUAAUGCAUUACUUGGAGGAAACUCGUCCCCAACGCCCGCUUUUGCCACAAGAUGUCCACAAACGUGCCAAAGUUCGUGAGAUUUGUGAAAUCAUUUGCUCUGGCAUUCAACCUUUGCAGAAUCUCAUUGUAUUGAUUCAUGUUGGCGAAGAAAAGAAAAAAGAAUGGGCUCAACAUUGGAUUACACGCGGUUUCCGUGCAGUCGAAAAGGUUUUAUCGACAUCGGCGGGCAAAUACUGCGUGGGAGAUGAAAUUUCCAUGGCUGAUUGCUGCUUGGUACCGCAGGUGUUUAAUGCACGCAGAUUCCAUGUCGAUUUGCGCCCUUAUCCAAUUAUUUUACGCAUUGAUCGUGAAUUGGAAAGUAAUCCAGCUUUCCGUGCUGCUCAUCCCUCCAACCAGCCUGACUGCCCACCUGAGUUGCCAAACAAAUAGAAUUUUCCCCAGCCAACUGCAAAGAGGCGAAAAACGAAAAAAUAAUUUUGCAGUUUUGAAUAUAGAAACAGAACAACAACAAAACAAAUACAACAACUACAACACCCCUAGACAGACAGACGAAGGAAGUUUAAGAAACAAAUAUGUUAUUCAAAACUCAACAAAUGGAUAUGGAUUUUCUUUAAACUUAUAUUUCUUUCUUACAUAUAAACGAAAAUUAUUAUGAAAAAAGUAAUAAUAAUAAUGAUAAUAUAAUAAAGUAACAGCACAUGAUGUGAUGAUGGCAGUUGCAAACCGCGUGUAGGAACGUUUAAUAAACGUUCAUAAACAAAUUGGAAUGGAUGAUAUGAAAACAAUUGAGAAUUUUGGCUCUAAAAGAUGGAUUGAUGGAAAUUUGAAAACGUGUUUAAGUUUAAAACAAAAGAAAUUUUCUUGGAAAAUUUAAAACCAAACGAAACAUACAACAUACAUACAUUUAUAACUAUUUAGGUUUUUAAUUUGUGAUCUAAGUACGAAGAGGACAAUUUCGUCAAAAAAUAUACACACACACACACACAAUACACGAAAAUGAAACACAAAUACACUUUAUACGAAAAGCAAAAUUCAAUUCAGGGAUUUUUUUUGUCAAAAACAAAAGAAAAACUAUUUUAACGAAAGUAAAACCUAAAAUAUAUAUAUGAUUUAAGUUCAAGAUUAAAGCGUUCCAUUAUUACAUGUAACUGAAAGUAAAUUCAAAUACAAAAACAAAAGAACAACUUUGAAAAGUACAAAACAUAUUUACGAUAAAGAAAAACAUCAACUCCAUAUUUUAUAAGAACUAAACUUAAAAACAAGACAAAACGUAAUGAGAACCAUUAAAUCUGUUGAAUAUGAAACUGAACAAAGCAAACUCUACCCUUGACAAAUUGUAAGAGAAUAGAAUAGACAAACAUCUAAAAAGCAUUUGCCAUUUUAAAAUAGCCACUUCAAACCGAAAGUUACAAGUAAUAACAACAAAAAAUUCAAAAUAGAAAUUAUUAUGACACAUAAUUUUUUAAAUUAAGCAAAUAAAACGAAUCGAACGAUCGAAACCAUUGACUUAGGAAACAUUUUUUAAAUGGACUAAAUACAUUUCUCUUUGACUUUGAACUUAAGAAAAACACAAACAAAUUUUGCAUUCUUAAACCUUAAAAAAACUAAAAGACAAAACAAAAUGAAUUUUUCAUGGACACAUGUUGAUUUCUAAAUAACUUUCAUAGAAUGUUGUAAGUUGUAGUUCUUAAAGAUGAUAAUAAAGAAUUUUGAAAUAUUCCAAAACGAAAGAAAGGAAGAACAUACACAUAUAACAUCAAUGUUACAACCAUCAUUUCUUGCACUAGGCCUAUUGGGAAAAUUAUAACCAAAGAUACAACCAAUUUUUAUUAUUCAACCAAAUAUUAAAGAAGUCAAAAAUGAAAAUUUAAACUUAAAAUUUGCAAAUAUUAAACCGCACUCAAUUAACAACAAAAAAUUCUCUCCCAAAAAUUACUUCAAUAUGUAACAAAUGAAAUUGUAACAGCAUAAUACAAAACAUGUCACAUAAAACAUGUAAAAUUUUCCACUCAUUCGUUCAUAUUGUCUAAUUGUGUUUAUGAAUUAUGAAAAACUGUUAAAAAAAAGUAAAAUUUUAUUCCGCAAGAAAGAAAUACGAAUGAAAUGUUAUAGCAGUGAGGAAACCUUUAAGGUUACCCGAAAAGAGAAUGUACACGGAACAACAACUCAUUAAUGUUAAAGAACAAAUAAAUUUUGCUUUUAAUAAAGAAUUCUAUGUGGUAAAGAA